This is a messenger RNA of Pristis pectinata (smalltooth sawfish), 2518 nucleotides long. Its product is annotated as meprin A subunit alpha-like. NCBI's taxonomy places the organism in Eukaryota, Metazoa, Chordata, Chondrichthyes, Rhinopristiformes, Pristidae. Gene Ontology annotation, biological process: proteolysis. The transcript has 14 exons. Gene Ontology annotation, cellular component: membrane. The record is from RefSeq and is a predicted model, not a curated record. Bases 131 to 2251 code for a protein of 706 amino acids. Gene Ontology annotation, molecular function: metalloendopeptidase activity; protein binding; zinc ion binding.
GCAGAUUUAUAUCCCAAAAAUGUCAUAAAGAUAAAUUAACUAUACAAAGGCCAGGAUAUUGAAAACUGAAUUUCAAUGUGUCCAUAUAACUCAGGAGUUAGACCACUAAUGCAUUGCUGUCUGCAAUAAAAUGAACUCUUCUGGAUUGCUUUCCUUUUCUUUAGUAGUUUUAUUUGCAUAUUGUAACAGUUUGGUGAUCAAAGAGGUUCCUUCUGAAAAUGAUUAUGAAAUAGAUGAUGGGAAUUUUAGAGAGGACAUCCCACAAAUAAAUGCAAAAUCCCAGAGGUUUUUGUUUCAAGGAGACAUUGCAGGAGUUCAAGAACGGAAUGCUCUUAAAGAUCCAACAAAGAGAUGGACGUUCCCCAUUCCAUAUAUUCUGACAGAUAACCUUGAGCUAAAUGCCAAAGGUGUCAUCUUGCUUGCAUUUGAGCAGUAUCGCUUAAAAUCAUGCAUUGAUUUUAAACCAUAUGAAGGAGAGAAAACAUUCCUCUCUUUUACAAAGUUAGAUGGGUGCUGGUCUUCUGUUGGUGACCAACACAGUGGCCAAAAUGUGUCCAUUGGUGAACGAUGUGACAUAAAAGCUAUUGUUGAGCAUGAACUUCUGCAUGCACUAGGAUUUUACCAUGAGCAAUCAAGAACAGACCGUGAUGACUAUGUUAAUAUUUGGUGGAAUGAAAUUAUUCCAGGUAUGGAGCACAAUUUUGUUGUGUACGAUGAUGACUACAUUACUGACCAGAAUACUCCAUAUGAUUAUGAAUCUGUGAUGCAUUAUGCACCAUUCUCCUUCAACAAAAAUGAUAGCUUGCCAACCAUCACUGCCAAGAUACCAGCUUUUGAUGACAUAAUUGGACAGCGGUUAGACUUCAGUGCUAUUGAUCUGCUGAGGUUAAAUCGGAUGUAUAAUUGCACUUCGACUCUCACACUGUUGGACCAGUGCGCAUUUGAGUUCAUUAAUAUCUGUGGCAUGAUCCAGGGUGAACGUGAAGGUGCUGAUUGGGUUCAUGUGAAGAGCAGUCCUGGAAAUGAGGAUCAUACUACAAAUGGCAAAUGCAGAGAUGCUGGAUACUUCAUGUACUUUGAUACUAAAAAUGGCAAGAAAGAUCAAAGUGCUGUUCUGGAGUCUCGGAUCCUGUACCCUAAAAGGGCUGAGCAGUGUCUUCAGUUCUUCUAUAAAAUGACAGGCAGUCCAAUGGAUAAGCUCGUUAUAUGGAUGAGAAUGGAUGAUGGAACUGGAACGGUUCGAAAACUAGUUAAAAUUGAAACAUUACACGGUGAUGGCACCCAUUCAUGGAACAUUGCCCAUGUUAAUUUUCAUGCCACAGCCAAGUUUCGUUAUGUAUUCCAAGGAGUAAUUGGUAACUCCAGCAAUCCUUCAGGUGGUAUUUUCCUGGAUGAUGUCACGUUUACUGAGACCAAAUGUCCUUAUGGUGUCUGGCACGUGAAGAACUUCACCACCAUGCUUCAACACAAUUACAAGAAGAGCAUAUUCAGUCCGUGUUUCUUUAGCCCAGAAGGAUAUAGAUAUGGCUUAAAAUUAUUUCCUCAUUCUCGUCAUGAAAAUUAUACAGGGAUCUUUUUCCACUUGUGCAGUGGUGAAAACGAUGAUAUGCUUGAAUGGCCGGCUGGAAACAGGCAAGCCAUCGUCACAGUAAUGGAUCAAGAUCCUGAUGUGAAACUUAGAAUGUCAGCCACUCAAAGCUUUACUACAAAUGGAAGUUCUGUUAUAUCAGACGGAAACGACACCUUCUUUUGGGACAGGCCGACAUUGACUGGAUCCUAUGAUCAUGCAUGUGACUGCUACCGGAGUUCCUCCUGGGGAUGGGCAGCAUUCAUAUCACACAAUCAGCUCCACCGCAGAAGUUUCUUAAAAAAUGAUGACCUCAUUAUUUUUGUCGAGUUCAAUGAUCUGACUCCACUGAUUAAUACAGAAGUGCCAAUUCAUCCCCCAAGCUCUCCUUCAAGGCAUCGGCGAGCAGUAGAACAGAUUGGAUACUCAGAGGAGCAUCAGCCACAAAGUGUCCUCAGAGAUACUUGCAGUCCUGGCUAUUGUCUGAAUGGUGGAUUAUGCGUCAUUGUGAAUGGGAAAGCGAGUUGCAGGUGUGCCUCCACUCAAAUACACCAGCACUUCGGUCAUCGCUGUGAGAGAGCGCAGGUUCAUGGCACUCUCUUAGGAGUCAUGAUUGGUGCAACUGCAGGUGUGCUAGUGUUGACUAUUGCUAUAAUUAACAUGAUUGUCAGAAAACGAAAUUAAAGCUCAACAAAGCAUCAUAAGGCUGUCAGUUUGACCAUAACAGCAUCUUCCACUAAUUUAUAAAUCUUUUAAUAUUUUGCAAGAACUUGAUCAGGAAGCAUAACUUUUUGGUUCUAUGGUAAUUCCAUAAUGUUUGGGUUGCAUUUAUGUCUAAUCAAUUAAACAUUACUACUUUUUUCUAACUGUAGUGUACAUGAGAUUGAUUGUAAAAGUUAAUUGUGUCAAUUUGUUAACCACUCUGUGGUUUGCAGUGUUGUUUUUAGAGCC